AGUGAAACAAAAGACAUUCGGCCAUUGCAGACCAUUAACAGAGUGGAUAUUAUUUAUCUGGAGUGGUUUCUUGAGACGCCGUGUGAACCUGCAAUCUACAGUAUUUUUUUGGACUCAUUCAGAAGAUAAUUCUUUGAACCGUUAUGAGGUGAAAGUCUGAUACUGGACAGGUUCAUGUUUGUGGUGCAAGCGGCCCCUGUUUCCAAAAACUACAGAGCCCCUGUGUGGGGCUAGAGGACCAUGUUCCGUCCUGGUGGAGAGAGGGACUUCCAGACAUCGGCUCGAAGGAUGGGAACGUCCCUGCUCUUCCAGCUGUCGGUUCAUGAGCGAGAGUUGGACCUUGUGUUCCUUGACCACAGUUAUGCCAAGCCCUGGAAUGCCCACCCCGAUGCCAGUAGUGCACGGCCCACCCAUAUGUUGUUUGUCACCCCUAGACGACAGCCUGACCCAUCUGUUGAUUCAGACAUUUCCAUUGACGUGGAGACAGUCACACCUACAGCACUGCCUCUCUAUGACAAUCAAAAAGCACGUAGUGUGAUGAACGAGUGUGAACGUCACGUUCUAUUCGCCCGAACAGUCGCUGAUGGACCACCUCCUCCGGAUGAUUGGGAAGAACACAUUAACAAGGCUGGCUGGUCAUUGGCACAGAACAAGCUCUUUAAUAAAGUACUGAAGGCCCUUCAAGCAGAAAGACUAGGCAGACUGGCCAAUGAGGGUGCCUGUAAUGAGCCUGUCUUGCGCAGGAUAGCUGUGGAUAAAUGUGCUCGUAAGGUCCGCCAUGCUCUAGCCAGUGUCAGCUGGGACUUAAAACUUACUCAGUGGCUCCAUAGUACACUGGUGGAGUCUCUGAGUCUUGCCAUGCUGGCUGCUUAUCUUGAUGUGCUGCAGACACUCAAAAGCAAGGUACCGUCGCUGAUCGACAGGAUGUUGCUGUCAUCUUCAGUGAAAACAGGAGCAGCAGGGGCCGAGGCUCUUUCUCUGCUCCUCAAACGCCCAUGGGACCCUGCUGUCGGCGUACUCUCACACAACAAACCAAGUAAACUUCCUGGAUCCCCUCUGAUCCUGUUAGCUCCUUCAGGACCAACCAACCCCACCUUCUCUACCUCUCGACGAAUGAGAUUCUGGCAGUCUCAGCUCUCAUGUCUUGGGAAGGUUAUUCCCAUCAACGUUCACGUGGGUAGUGGAGCUAACAUCGGCAUCACACAGUGUUUAGAGCAUAUGAUUGGAAAAAUUAGAGGAAAGGUCAUCGAGGUUCACAGUCACUUUCCUCACAAACCGAUCAUUUUGGUGGGCUGGAAUGUGGGGGCACUGAUGGCUUGCCAUGUGUCCCUUAUGGAAUACAUGACGGCUGUUGUGUGUUUGGGUUUCCCGCUUCAAACAGUCAAUGGGCCACGAGGGGAUGUUGAUGAUCCGCUGUUGGACAUGAAGACUCCAGUGCUGUUUGUGGUUGGUCAGAAUGCACUGCAGUGCAGCCCAGAAAACAUGGAGGAGUUCAGGGAAAAAAUACGAGCCGACAACAGCAUGGUAGUUGUCGGAGGGGCGGAUGACAACCUGAGAAUCAACUCCACUAAGAUGAAGACAGAGGGCCUGACCCAGACCAUGGUGGAUCGCUGCAUUCAAGAUGAGAUUGUGGAUUUUCUGACCGGAGUUCUGACCCACACUGAGAGUCAUGGGCAUGGCUCAGGUGAAACACGAGAUCUGGAUUCAGAAAAGAAGAAGAAACAACGUCGUGAGCUGCCCUUUGACAUUGAACGAUCACGACCCUCUUCACCUGCUGUGAGGGAUAUGUUCAGUGUUUGCAGUAGUCCUACUGCCAGUCCCAAACCCAAGACCAUUGGUCUGUCUCCAGCUCAGAAAUCCAGCCUCAUUACUGCCACACAGCUCCUGAAGACCCAAAUGCAUCGCUCAGGAGCUGUGCUCACACACAAACAAGCACAAGCUCAGUUUGCUGCUUUUAUGAAACAUAAUAUGCUGGUGAGGAAAAGCAUUCCUCCUGGCAGCCCUUCCUGCCUCUUUGUGCCGGUGCCUAGUGAGCAGAUGGGGGGUUUGGACCAAGACGACCCGAGGCUCCACCUAAAGAGGAGACAGACUCCAAGUCCCACUCCCACCACCUCAAAACGAGCCAAGAUAAAAGUCACCAUCGUCUCCCAUGGAGACACAGCAGGGGGCACAGCUGGCUCCAUGGCUCAGGAAGGAAAGCCCCUUGGAGUGACUGUGGGGCAGACGGUAUCGGGAGCCAAAGAACUGUCUGAGCUGCUCAAUGCACAAAGGUCAGGUGGUCUGGGAGAGGUAUCUGGAGCUCUGGGUUCAAGCGAUGGGUUGUUUCAUAGCCUACAGGGCAGAGUGAUAUCAGGUUCUUCCUCUCCUGUCCAGGCUCAGGCCACUGCAACUGCUCAAGCUCCUUCUGCCAGUAGUCUGCUGCAGGGCCUCAGCCUCAGUCUGCAAGAGAUCAACACUAAAUCACCAGGCGUACCCUCCACCACACAGGUGUCAGGAGGGAAGCCACAGUGUCAGGGACAGGUCUUGAGCUCUCUCAGCCCAGGCAGCGGCACUCUAGUUCGUGCAGUACCAGUUGUGUCUACCAGCUCCGGGAUGACCAAAACCACAGCAAUCCAUCAACUUCUCACCAACGGCGGCCUGGCCAAACUAGCCAAUAGUCUGCCAGGACUGGCCCACAUAUCUAGUCAGAGCACGGGGCUGAAAGCCCCUACGACUAUCACGGUGACGUUGCGAGGUCAGCCCAGCAGAAUAGCCGCUCUCAGCCACACGGGGGCGACAGCGCCCUCUCACAGCGCACCUGAGAACCAGUGACUAGAAGCUCCUUGAAAUGUUUUGAUAUGUGAAGCUGCAAUGGCCAUCAACAUGAGAAUCCAAAGGCUCAGACAGAUGCUCUUCUCCAAGGAUCCUAUAGACAUAACCCCAGUUUAAAGACUCACCUGCUGAUAUAUGCCUUACAACCUGCAAGAACAGCAUCUACUAUAAAAGACUUGACCUUACACCUUGACCUUGUGUUAUUUUCAUAAUUCUUUGUCACACUCUGGCAUUUUAUUUUGUACAUUAUUUUCUUUGUUGUUUCUCCUUUUUAUGUAUUUAUUUCCAUACUGACUUUCAUCAUUCAAAAUGCUUAUGUGAACAGUGUUAUUGAAAAAAAUCCAUAUAUUCAUAGAUUUUAACGGAUCUAUGUUUUCCUUUUUGCUGGUGGUCUAGAUCAAAUAGGAUGUUUUGCUCGUUCAGUUACAUUGGCAAGAAUAAGAAUGUGAACCCUUUGGAAUGAGCUGGUUUUCUGCAUUAUUUGGUCAUAAAAUGUGAUCUCAUCUCCAUCAAAGUCACAAGUAUAGACGAAGCACAAUGUGCUUGAGCUAACAACACUCAAACCAUUAGAAUAUUUCAUGUCUUUAUUGAACACUUCCCAUUAAACAUUCACAUUGCUGUGGAAAAAGUAAGUGAACCCUAGGAUAUAAUAUCUUGAUAAACUUGGGAAUACAUGUUUCCCUCGAUUAUGGCAAGUGGUCAAAGCAACACCAAAUCAUGAUGCUCCCUCAACCGUACCUCACCUCUUGGAUGAUGGUUUCAUGUUGGUAUGCGGUGCCCUUUUUGCAUCAUACAUAGUGCUGUGCGUUCUCCCCAAACAAUUAAACCUUUGUUUCAUCAGUACACAAAACAUUUUCCCAGUAAUGUUGUGGAGUGUCAAGGUGGUCUUGUGCAAAUAUGAGACACGCAGCAAUGUUUUUGUUGGGAAGAAGCGGCUUCCUUCGUGGUGUCCUGCCAUGAACACCUUGCCUGUUUAAUGUUUUCCAUAUAGUAGACUCAUGAACAGAGCUGUUAGCCAGUUCCAAUGAUUCAUUCAAGUCUGUCAUUCAUUCAGCUGUCUUUCUAGGGUUCUUUGAGUCAUAUUUGUUGGACAGCCACUUCUAGUGAGAGUACCCACAGUACUAAAUGAUCUCCAUUUAUAGACAAUGUGUUCUUCUAUAAGCUCUUCAGGAUAACUUUGUAACCCUUUCCAGCUUUAUGCAAAGCAACAUUUCUUGAUUGUAGGCAUGGUCCACAUCAGCAGAUGCUCCUCGUGAAUAGCACCAUACCUCAAAUCUCGUUUCAUUAAUUGGAUGCCAUGUUUGCCAACUCCUGACUCUUAAUCAGCUUUUAUUUAUUUAAAAUGUUUUGUCAUCUUUAUUCUAGGAAUUCACUUACUUUUUCCACAGCACUGUUAAUGCUUAAUGGUAUGUGUUCAGCCUGGUCUUGAUGUAAAUAUCAGACAAAAACAAGUUCAUUUCACAUGGAAACUGCAGGGAAUUGUACCUGCAGACACGUAUAACAACUUUUGCAAAAACAUAUAUAGAGUUGCGUUUUCACUAUGAGACCAGGUUGGAUGUGUUCAAUAAAGACGUGAAAGAUUAUAAUUGUUUGUGUGUUGUCUAUACUUGUGACUAAUGAAGAUCGCAUUUUGUGCCAACCAGCUAAUUCCAAAGGUUUUACCUAUUUUUUCUUGCCACUGUAUACCCCAGAUAGGCCACGUACAUUUCCAAAAUGUCUGUUUUAGAUCUUUUCACCUGCAAGGCAUCAAAUUCUAAUUAACAUCUGAUAAACAUCUUAAAAUGAUCAGAUUUACAAACAUUCUCAAUCCUAAACAUCUCAAAGACAUCUGCUGAAUGUUUUUUUAUUUUUUUACAUCCGCAAGGAAAUGUCUUAUAGGCAUACUGCAGGCGAGUAAACAACUUAAAAAAAAAUAUAUAUAUAUAUAUAUAUAUAUAUAUAUAUAUAUAUAUAUAUAUAUAUGUUAUAGAUGUAAACACACAUCAAAUAGAUGUCUGGGUGAUGUACGUGUGCUAUCAGGGAUGUGAUUUAUUUGAUUUGGGAAAAAAGAGUUUCAUUAAAAUGUUUACUGCAUAGGACCCCAGCAGAGCCUGUCCUGUAUUUCUUUACAGCUGCAAAGCACUUGAGAGAAAUGGAUCAUUAAACUGCUGAAAUGAUGGUAAUAAAUUUAAAGCAUUAAGA
Molecule: messenger RNA, 4992 nt
Organism: Xyrauchen texanus (razorback sucker)
Lineage: Eukaryota; Metazoa; Chordata; Actinopteri; Cypriniformes; Catostomidae
Product: KAT8 regulatory NSL complex subunit 3
Exons: 22
Coding region: 241-2811 (856 amino acids)
Biological process (GO): positive regulation of transcription by RNA polymerase II
Cellular component (GO): NSL complex
Source: RefSeq, a predicted model, not a curated record